This is a messenger RNA of Coccinella septempunctata (seven-spotted ladybird), 840 nucleotides long. RefSeq lists its product as uncharacterized. Gene Ontology annotation, molecular function: nucleic acid binding. The transcript has a single exon. The record is from RefSeq and is a predicted model, not a curated record. Lineage: Eukaryota; Metazoa; Arthropoda; Insecta; Coleoptera; Coccinellidae. Bases 1 to 840 code for a protein of 279 amino acids.
AUGUCCAGAGGUAGAGGUGCAAAGGUUCUCAAGGCAUAUCUCUGUCUUUUUGUGUGUUUCACGACAAAAGCACUGCAUCUGGAACUCGUUUCAGAUUUGUCUAGUGAAGCCUUUCUGGCUGCUCUGAAACGUUUUAUUGCUCGCAGAGGUAGAUGCAAUAGGUUAUUUAGUGACGGUGGUACUAAUUUCAAAGGUGCUCAACGAGAACUUCUCAAUAAUAUGAAGUACGCCGCAGAAGCUGAGAAGAUGGAUUGGGAUUUUAAUCCUCCUUCAGCUCCUCAUUUCGGAGGGUUGUGGGAAAUCGGAAUCAAAUCCGUUAAAACGCAUCUCUACAAGUUAGUUGGUGAUCAGGUGCUUACCUACGAAGAGUUGUAUACUGUGUUCGUUCAAAUAGAAGCGGUAUUAAAUUCACGGCCACUUUGUCCUUUGAGUACAGAUCCAAAUGACCUAUCUGUGCUCACUCCAGGUCAUUUUCUUACCCUCGCUCCUCUUUCCGACCUUCCUGAACCUGAUCUAUCCAAUUUAUCCAUGAACAGAUUAUCCAGAUGGCAACUGCUAACUCGGUUACAUCAGGAUUUUUGGAAACGGUGGCAUGUUGAAUACCUAAAUACUUUGCAACAACGAACAAAAUGGUUUACACCAGCCGAUUCUCAGUUAUCUAUAGGACAACUUGUAUUGAUCAAGGAUGAACAGCAACCUCCUCGACGUUGGCGUACAGCUCGCGUGGUUGAUGUUCAUCUGGGUAAGGACGGUAUAGCACGAGUGGCUACUGGUCGCACUUCUAGCGGUAUUCUGCAAAGACCGUUGGUCAAAUUAUGUCCUCUCCCAGGACAAUCAUAA